AUGGACAUUGACGACGUAGAUCGCACACCUGAUGCAGAGAUCGCUAGAAUGUUUAGAGUAUGGAAAACUGCGCACCAAAUGGUGAUCGAUAGAGGCUAUGUAAUUAAUAGCGACGCAUACAAUGACAUCGAGCAUUUUAAAGAAAGGUGUCUAAAGAACGGCGUGUUACACAAAGAAUCGAUGAUGUUUCAAGUACAAAAAAAUGAUAAUCCAAAUGAACAACUCCUUGUUGUGUUUCCUGAUGAUAAGCCUGUAGGUGUAAAAACUCUUAAAGCCUUAUGCCAGCGAAUGUUAGAUACAAAAGUUUCCAGAGGUAUUGUCGUUUUUUCCGGCACAAUGACGGCUGCAGCUAAUAAGGCGAUUCAAGUUAUCAACACCAAAGAAAACAGAUCCUAUGAAAUUGACACAUUUUCAGAAGCAGAUUUGAUGGUUAACAUUACUCAUCAUCAGUUAGUGCCGAAACAUUAUGUAUUAACCGAAGAAGAAAAGAAGACUUUAUUAGCUAAAUACCGAUUAAAAGAUACACAAUUACCGCGUAUUCAAACGACAGAUCCUGUUGCAAAAUAUUAUGGAUUGAAGAGGGGGCAG
Messenger RNA from Dentiscutata erythropus, 588 nucleotides. The record is from the annotation of a GenBank genome assembly. NCBI's taxonomy places the organism in Eukaryota, Fungi, Glomeromycota, Glomeromycetes, Diversisporales, Gigasporaceae.